GUCACAGAGCGGAGCUUUGCGUUCGUUGCGGACGAUUAUGUGGCUGAGGUCUACUGUCGCAACCGGGUUCCUAGGAGGCAGAGUGUUGGCUAAAGCUAUGUGUGCCCAGGCUGUAGACUGGGAGAGCGCCAAGUCCAUCUAUGAGUUCAGAGCCACGGACAUCGACGGCAACGAAGUGUCCCUUGAAAAAUACAAGGGUUGUGUUUGUAUUAUUACCAAUGUAGCCUCUAAAUGAGGAAAGACCCGGGUAAAUUACACUCAGUUUGCUGAAAUGCACGUCAAGUAUGCUGAUAAAGAUUUACACAUCUUGGGUUUCCCCUGCAACCAGUUUGGAGCGCAGGAGCCAGGAACUGACGCAGAGAUCAAGGAGUUUGCCAAAGGUUUCGAUGCCAAGUUUGACCUCUUCAGUAAGAUCGAGGUUAACGGAGAGGGCGCCCACCCUCUAUGGAAGUGGAUGAAGGCCCAGCCCAAAGGCAAAGGACUACUGGGGAAUGGCAUCAAAUGGAAUUUCACCAAGUUUCUUAUCAACAAAGAAGGGCAGGUGGUGAAGCGCUACGGACCAACAGAUGAUCCCUCUACUGUAGAGAAAGACCUUUCCAAGUUCAUGUAGUCCUGUAGACGGUGGACGACCCUCCUCCACCAUGGACUGCUGGGGGUUCUUCUGGGCACUUCUGGACCCAUGACGGCCUGUCUGUAAACCCAGUCCCUGGGUAGGGCAGGCCUGAUGAACGUGAGCGUGCAACUCAUUAACAGAAUCCGCCCACAAGAGUCCCCGUAUUACCAUGGGAGAGGAAGUGAUCAUCACCCAGUCGAGUGAAUCCAGUCGUCUGCCACAGAGAGCGGAUCUGCUCCACACCCGUCAAGUGAUGCACCAGCCCCAUUCUCUUUAUCUUUAUUUGUCAUGUCAUGCACUGUAUUAUUAUUUUCCCUAUCACUGGGUCCUAUUAAGUACGCAUCAAUGUGUAUUUAUUAGUGUAAAAAUAAACAUCUGCACUUAA
Gadus morhua (Atlantic cod) is the source of this 998-nucleotide messenger RNA. RefSeq names its product phospholipid hydroperoxide glutathione peroxidase-like. Gene Ontology annotation, molecular function: phospholipid-hydroperoxide glutathione peroxidase activity; glutathione peroxidase activity. NCBI's taxonomy places the organism in Eukaryota, Metazoa, Chordata, Actinopteri, Gadiformes, Gadidae. The record is from RefSeq and is a predicted model, not a curated record. Gene Ontology annotation, biological process: response to oxidative stress. The transcript is spliced from 7 exons. Gene Ontology annotation, cellular component: mitochondrion; nucleus.